AUGCAGUUAUAGGAGAAGUACGAGCAUAUAUAGAGACUUGAGAAAGCAGACAAUAUCAUUUUACAAAAGAAGCAGGCUGAACUCGAAAGAAUUCAGGAAUAAAAUAUCCUUGUAAAACAGCAAAAUGAAAGUUUCAGAACAUAAUAUGAGCAAGUCUAUGCUAUAAAUUACAACCUCAAAUAAAAGUAGGAAUAAGAUGAAAGAUUAAUCAUAGAGUAAUCAGAGGAAUUAAAUAGGCUUAGAUAGUAGAAUGCCUAUUUAUAGCAAGAGAAGUCAUAGUAAGAUUAGCAGAUUAGAGAAAAAGAGGCUGUGGCUAAUAGUACUUAAAUGAGACAACAGGCUUAGAUUGCUGAACUUCAAAUGCAGAUUAAGGAUAUAUAGAGAUUGUCAGAAUCUUAAUAUAUGGAAUAAGAAAGAAGCUCUGCUUAAAAGCUUAGUGGAUAUAUGGGUAUCAAGGAUAGAAUGGAUUAGCUCUAGUAUGAUUAUGAUUCACUAAAUGAGAAAUAUCAGCAAGAAGUAAGACAGAGAGAAUUACUCUAGAAGGAGAAGGAAUUGCUAAUGAAUGAUGAUUAAAGGCUUUAAAAAGAGAUUCAGAACUUAAAAUUAUUAAAGGAACAAGAUGAUGCUGAAUAUUUGAGACUUAUGACAGACUUAGAAGGCUAGAUUGAUCUUUAAAAUAAAACAAUCGUAUAAUCUUAAAAAGAAACCUAGUAAAAGUAAGUCAUCAUUGAAUAGAAAAAUAAAGAAAUCGAAGAGCUGAAAAGACAAUCGUCUGAACAAGAGAGAGCCAUGAUCACAUAGGAGGGCCAGCUCUAUAAGGAAAGUAACACCAAGAUGGAGAGACAGAAAUUGCAAUAUGAGACUUAGAUUAAGCUAUUAGAGAAUCUAAAUCAGGAAAAUAUCAGAAGAGAGUAGUUGAAAAAUGUGAAUGAGCUGAAAGCAAAGGAUGAAGAGAUUGCAAGAUUGCAAAGGAGAAUAGACAUGUAUCAGAUUGAUCAAAGUGAUAAAAUGAGAUAUGAAAUCGAAAACUUGAGAAUUGAGCUAAGUAAGCAAAGAUAUGAAAAUGCAAAACUAGAGAAGUAGCUAAAUGAAAGGCAAAAGACAUAGUUAACUCAACCAAAGAUUUAAAGCAAUUAAACAGAAGUUAUAGCGACAAGAACAAAUAUUAGACAAUAAGCUUGA
Stylonychia lemnae is the source of this 1182-nucleotide messenger RNA. Lineage: Eukaryota; Ciliophora; Spirotrichea; Sporadotrichida; Oxytrichidae. The record is from the annotation of a GenBank genome assembly.